Phragmites australis (common reed) is the source of this 1276-nucleotide messenger RNA. Its product is annotated as tetraspanin-19-like. Bases 275 to 904 code for a protein of 209 amino acids. Gene Ontology annotation, cellular component: membrane. The transcript is spliced from 6 exons. Lineage: Eukaryota; Viridiplantae; Streptophyta; Magnoliopsida; Poales; Poaceae. The record is from RefSeq and is a predicted model, not a curated record.
CAUGCCUCUGAUUUCGAACGCCUAUAACUGCAUGCGCUGCCUGAACGCCGGAGCUGCCUGCUACGGCUCCACCCAUCCACUCCCGUUGGGUUUCGUUUCUCCAAAAUCUCACGCCACCACGUCGAACCCACCCACUCGAUCUUCCCUUCUCCCACACAAGCUGCUGCGUGCCUGCGUCCACAACCGCUUCGCCGAAUAAAAGUAAGCAACCGCCGAACCAGCGGAGGAACAACUUGUCGGUGCUGGGCUUGGUCAGGUCAGCCACGGCGGCGGCAUGGCGGGGCGGGUGGUGCGUAGCUGCGUGCAGACGGCGCUCAAGGCGGUGAACUCCGUCGUGGGGCUCGCCGGCAUGGCCGUCAUCCUCUACGCGCUCUGGAUGCUGCGGGCGUGGUACAGGGAGGUCGCCGAGCUCGACAAACGUCUCCCGGUACCUUGGUUUAUCUAUACUUUUCUCGGCCUGGGGAUUUUUCUGUGCUUGCUGACUUGCUCUGGGCACAUUGCUGCUGAAACUGCGAACGACCACUGUCUGUCUUGUUAUAUGUUCAUCAUAUUUGUGCUUAUUAUACUAGAAGGUGCAAUCACUGUGGAUGUAUUUUUGAAUAGCAACUGGGAGGAGGAUUUCCCAGAUGACCCAUCAGGCAAGUUCGAUAUAUUUAAGGACUUUGUGAGAUCAAAUUUUGAGAUAUGUGAAUGGGUAGGCCUGUCAGUGGUGGCUGCUCAGGUGUUGUCAAUCAUUCUUGGGAUGGUACUUAGGACUCUUGGGCCUGACCGUGAGAUUGGCUAUGAUAGUGAUGAUGACGCUACUGUGCCUGCAAGGCUGCCUUUCUUGAGAAACCAGUCCCAACAUGCUCCGGACUUUGUUGAACCUAACUUAUUUCAUAGGAGUGAUUCAUGGAAAGUGUGAAUUUUAGACAAGGUUAUCAAGUAAGAUUUUUCUGAUCUCAUACAACGAGCCCUUCGGAAGGAGCAGCCACAUGUUUUGUUCCAAGGGUUAUGGCCAGGAUGAUAAAAUUAUACUUUUUUUCUUAUGGAGAGCUGAUUCUUAUGAUGGAGUAGCAGUAGCAGUAGAACAGUGCUGAAUCUGAAUGGCUACUUUUGAGUGGCCUUUCAACAUGCGCAAAUAUUUGAGUAGCAUGUAACUGACCCUUAUAACCCCACAACGUAGGGGAAGAAUGCUGUACUAAAUUGUUUCAAAAAGAGAUGAGGGUAUGACUGGUGCCUUCCCUGACCAAAGACAAAGAAAUCUUGAUUCUUUCCUUGUCCAUCAGCUGCGUUA